AUGUCCGCCGCUGGGACCACGCCGCCAAACGCGAACGGUCCGCUUGUACCUUGUCCCUAUCUUGCUUUGCCAACUCUAUCUUUCUCCGUCAGUCAAGUGGCAACGGUUUGCGAGACCUUAGAAGAAAGCGGCGACAUCGAGAGGCUGGCCAGGUUCCUAUGGAGCCUUCCGGUCGCUCAUCCCAAUAUUCAGGAACUGAAUCAGAGCGAGGCUGUUCUCAGGGCGCGAGCCAUUGUGGCGUUUCACUCGGGACAUUAUCGGGAGCUUUACGCUAUACUUGAAAGGCAUAAGUUCACCAAGGACUCUCACGGUAAAUUGCAAGCCAUGUGGCUAGAGGCACAUUACCAGGAGGCUGAAAAACUUCGCGGCCGGCCGCUGGGACCCGUGGACAAGUAUCGCGUAAGAAAGAAAUUCCCAUUGCCGAGAACAAUCUGGGAUGGCGAACAGAAGACGCAUUGCUUCAAAGAAAGAACCAGAUCACUGCUCCGAGAAUGGUAUCUCCAGGAUCCUUAUCCGAAUCCAGGAAAGAAGAGGGAGCUGGCCGCCGCGACGGGACUCACGCCGACGCAAGUUGGAAAUUGGUUCAAGAAUAGGAGGCAGAGGGAUCGCGCUGCUGCAGCGAAAAACAGCAGAAUGCAGCAACAGUCGGGUCAAGGAAACGGAAACGCGCGGCGUACUCUGAGUCCGGGACCCGGCGGCAGCAGCAGCGAAGAGUCCGACAUUUCCCUCGGAGGAACAUCACCGCCAUCGCCAAGUUCCUCGCCACCACCGAACCACCAACCGUCUCCAGUACCGCUUGGAUCUCUCGGACCUUUGCCACCACCCUCUUUGAAUUUCCGUUUCGAUCCUACGCAGACGCAUUUUCGAUUCGGUCAUACGACGGCUUUCAAGUUCCCACCGACGAGCUUCCGAUUUGGACCGCAUAGCCCGCAACCUAAUCAUCCGAAUAUGCCGGGUGGUGGGAUUUUCAGGUUCACGGAGUCGAGUCCUUUCCAGGCUGUAGGACCCAGAGGUGAUCCGACGACGAGAGAAAAUGCAGUUCUUUCUUUACUCUAUUACAGACUGCCGGAUUCGCUGGGUUUGCCACCGCCAAGAUUGCAUCCACACGAAGGCCUGCUACAUCACCCGCACCCCCAGCAUCAGCUGUCCGAGGGAAUAUCUAGGAUAUCCGAAACGUCGCGAUUAUCGGACGGUGGGUUAUCUCGUCUUUCGGAUAGCUUAUCGGAGGCCCACAGCCCACCAUUGAUGGCGGCAAACCUAUCAGUCACCGGUCCGCUGAGGGUGGCUGUACCUAGCCCGCAUACUCCCUCGUCUCGAGGAAGCCCACCUCCCCGUCAACCAACACCUCAGGGUCAGUCCCAAGGUCAAGGAUUGAUAAGGGUCGCAACGCCACCACCCGCGAAUCCGAGACCGCAGAUCCAUAGGCCCUUUUCGCCUGCGUGA
Molecule: messenger RNA, 1443 nt
Organism: Atta colombica
Lineage: Eukaryota; Metazoa; Arthropoda; Insecta; Hymenoptera; Formicidae
Gene: Optix
Product: homeobox protein SIX3
Exons: 3
Coding region: 1-1443 (480 amino acids)
Biological process (GO): regulation of transcription by RNA polymerase II
Cellular component (GO): nucleus; transcription regulator complex
Molecular function (GO): RNA polymerase II cis-regulatory region sequence-specific DNA binding; DNA-binding transcription factor activity, RNA polymerase II-specific
Source: RefSeq, a predicted model, not a curated record